Molecule: messenger RNA, 1758 nt
Organism: Oncorhynchus nerka (sockeye salmon)
Lineage: Eukaryota; Metazoa; Chordata; Actinopteri; Salmoniformes; Salmonidae
Gene: pcgf6
Product: polycomb group ring finger 6
Exons: 10
Coding region: 339-1199 (286 amino acids)
Biological process (GO): regulation of transcription by RNA polymerase II
Cellular component (GO): PRC1 complex
Source: RefSeq, a predicted model, not a curated record
UUCAUUGGCUAGUUUCACCACCAUGGCGCCAACCCGGAAGUUGCUGAAAGUCGAAGGACAACAAAAGUAGCUAGCUAGCAACUGUUACAUUUGGUUUUGUUAGUUUAAUUUGUGCUAACGUUGAAUGGUUAAAAUACGUAUGUGGUUAAUAGGUAGUCCGUUAAGGUAAAGGUAGGACUGUUAUCGUUGUGUAUUCCUUGAGCUUGCAACCGUAGCCAGCACGCUUGCUAACGUUAGCAACACUGCCCCUCAACGGACAGACCAGGGUCAGGUGAAUAUCAAAUUAUUGAUUAAUUGAAAAAUUUAUUGGCGUAGAAAUCAACACAAAUUGCAGUAACAUGGAGGACAGGACCAAGGAACUCGAAAGACCAGGUUGCUUGAGUGUCGGUCAGAAUUCAGAAGAGGCGACACCAACCGAUGGUAGCCGCCAGAACAGCGUUGACAACGAUGGCUCUGAAGACCACGAUGGGACAUCCAAUAAUGCUGACUCCGAGGAUGAGCCUGAACUUCCUCUUAAUCAAUUCUACCCAUAUAUCCGCUGUGCUCUCUGCUGCGGGUUCCUCAUCGAUGCCACCACCAUAACAGAGUGUCUGCACACUUUUUGUAAAAGCUGCAUUGUGAAGCACUUUUUCUACAGCAACAGGUGUCCCAAUUGCAGCAUUGUGGUCCACCAGACACAACCACUGUACAAUAUAAGACCUGACAGACAGUUGCAAGAUAUUGUUUACAAGAUGCUGCCACAUCUAGAAGAAUUGGAGAGAGCAAGGAUGAUAGAUUUUUACAAACAGAGAGGACUGGAGGUGCCUAAACCAGUGGUGGCGUCCCCCGCGGUCCCUGUGCUGAAGAACCAGAAGCAGAGGAGGGAGUUGCUGCCCCAGUCUGUCUUCACCAUCCCUCCUGAACUGGAUGUGUCUCUGCAGCUGGAGUUUGUGGGAGCGGAAGAAGGCAUUAACAACUAUAAGCCUUUGGAGAGGCGGUACGUGCGAGUGUCGGGAGAAGCCACUGUCCGCCAUGUGGAACUUUUCAUCAGGAGGAAGAUGGAGCUGAGUCCUACCUGCCAGGUGGAUGUCGUGUGUGGAGACCACCUCCUGGACCGUUACCAGUCGCUGCGAGAGAUUCAGGGCUCCCUGGGAGACGAUGCUCUACAGGAUGGUAUUUUGGUUCUCCACUUUGGACUGGUGCUGCCUGCUCACAUGUGAGGGGAAAGUGGGAUGGAUGUGAUCCUGAUAUUAAUGCUGACCUUCAGGGAACCACGGUCUUCAUUCUUGUUACUAAUGCCUUACAGAAUCAAGUCUUCUCCUCUCUGCCUACUUGCCUGACUAUUUUCCAGAUGCCUUCUUCUGUAAAUUGUUAUGGUUAGGUUAUAGUUUUCAGUCUGAGAGACUGAAGUGAUUUCAGAGGGCUCGAAGAGAAAAAGGACCCGUCAUGCUACUACUACCAAAAUCUCAUGUUUUUGAAACACUAGUUAUGAGUUAAAUGUACACUGUAUCUGUAAUCUGUACUGUUUCCUUAUUUUACAUCAUUUUAGAGCUUUGAACGUUUGUACAGACUGUCUGUACACUCUUAGUGUCACUUCAUGUCAUUGUUUUGAAUAUUGAUUAACCAUUCAAGUUUUUCCUGACCAGAGUUUAGAGACACACACAGCUGUUACUUGAAGAUAAUUCAAACAGGCCUUUUUGAUACAACCAAUACAACAAGUUGGGUUUUGAUACAUGCAGUUUCUCAAUAUUAACACUAAUAAAAUACUAUGCAAUAUUA